This is a messenger RNA of Myxocyprinus asiaticus (Chinese sucker), 3794 nucleotides long. RefSeq names its product FAD synthase-like. Bases 176 to 1741 code for a protein of 521 amino acids. Gene Ontology annotation, biological process: FAD biosynthetic process. The record is from RefSeq and is a predicted model, not a curated record. The transcript has 8 exons. Gene Ontology annotation, molecular function: FMN adenylyltransferase activity. Lineage: Eukaryota; Metazoa; Chordata; Actinopteri; Cypriniformes; Catostomidae.
ACAGCAAUCUUAUGCCUGAAGGUAUCUUCCUCAAGAAACCCCGGCCAACAGCACCACAACACUGGAGCCAAACGAUAGGCUAUAGAGGGCAGGUUAGGACAAAGCCACUGAAUGAGCAUCUCUCUCUUCCUUUUUCUUUCUCUACCUUUCUCCUGUGUCAUCAUUUUUGGGCUGAAUGCUGCAGGCGUUGGCUCGGAUUAGCAGUGUAGUUGUGAGGAUUUGGCGAGUUAGAGCUCAAAUAAUCCCAAUGGCUCAGAACUGCAAUGCUUUCUCCACAGAGAAUGGUGGCGCUGCCACAGCAGCUAUUCUCAUCAUAGGAGAUGAGAUCCUCAAGGGCCACACUGUUGACACGAACAGUGCCUUCCUGUGCCGCGGCCUCCGCAAGCUUGGUGUCGCUGUACAGCGUAUCACUGUGGUACCUGACAUCCAAGAAGUCAUUGCUAAAGAAGUGGCCCAGCUUUCCUCCUCCGUUACUCACCUCAUCACAUCUGGUGGCGUCGGCCCUACCCAUGAUGAUGUCACUUUUGAGAGUGUUGCCAUGGCAUUUGGCGAAGGCCUGCAUGCCCACCCGGAACUAACAAGGCUAGUGGAAGAGUUCUUUGGUGCGGUCGAUCCCAACAGUGCCACUAUGAAACUUGCAAUGGUCCCUGUUUCUGCUAAACUCAAUUUUGGCACAGACCAUCAGACAGGCCAGCGAAAUCGCUACCCUCUAGUCAGUGUCCGCAAUGUAUACAUGUUCCCUGGCAUCCCCUCUCUGCUGGAACGGUCCUUUAAUGGACUUGCCCAUCUGUUUUCAGGUUCUGGUACCACCUUUCACACCCGUGAAGUGUUUGUGGAUGCAGAUGAGACAGAGAUAGCCCCGGUUCUGACAAAGCUCCAGGCAGGCUGGGGCAAGCGAGUCUCUCUGGGCUCUUACCCAGACUGGCUGAGCAAUUAUCAUCGUGUCCGAUUGGUUCUGGACACAGACUGUACAGAGGAUGUUGAACGGGCACAAGCUCAGCUAAUAGAAGAGCUACCUAAAGGGAGUUUGGUACCUCUCAUCACUGACCCUGUCACAAUCGCCACAGAAGAGGUGUACUCGCUCUCAAACAGCGGUUCGCUACUGGGGCAGAAAGUAGGAACAGCUUUGAGGACCAUUGAGACAGCACUGGAACAGUAUUCAGCUAAUGAGAUCUGUGUUGGCUUUAAUGGUGGCAAGGACUGCACAGCUCUACUGCAUUUGUAUUAUGCUGCUCUAAAGAGGCGUUAUCCAGAUGGCAAAGACAGAGUAAAAGCUUUGUACAUUCGAAUUGUCUCUCCUUUUCCUGAAAUGGAGAGAUUCUUGCAGGAUACAAUUAAUAGAUAUGACCUUGACCUGUUCUCAGUGGAGGGCAGUAUUCGGCAGGCACUGAGUGAGGUGCAGGAGAGGAGGCCGGAGUUACGGGCUGUUCUGAUGGGAACAAGACGAACCGACCCUUAUUCACACACGCUGACACCCCUCUGUCCCACAGACCCGGGCUGGCCUGAUUACAUGAGGGUCAACCCUCUACUGGACUGGACUUAUCAUGAUAUCUGGUCAUUCCUGAGAACACUGUAUGUGCCAUACUGUAUUCUGUAUGAUAAAGGAUACACUUCUUUGGGCAGUAUGGAUAACACUUGCAGGAAUCCUUCUCUUAAAGUGAUGGAUGGGAGAGGUGUGACCCGCUACAGACCCGCCUACCAGCUGGAAAAUGAGGAGGAAGAACGCAACUCUAGGGCGUGAUGUCAUCAUUGGCUCCUUUAAUUUUUUUUUAAUUGGGCACAAUGGAUGGUAUAGGUGUAACUGAGAACAUUUUGAAGAAGGAAGAUAAUCUGAAAGAUCGAUGCAAACACAGAGAUCAUGGGGAUGUAAAUAGUUUGUGGACUAGAGAGUUUGCGUGACUGAAAGUUUGAGUGAGUGUGUUGGAAAGUGGGAAAUGUCAGUGUAUAUGCUGUAUUGAAGGAUUUAUAUUAAAACAGUAUCAUGGUGUCCUGUUCUUUUUAAACCUGUUAAAAUCAUUUGAUAUUUUCUUGGGAAACCACUGUGAUUUUGUGUGUAUGUGGGUGUGAGUGCAAAAUCUUCCCUUGUGGCAACUUUCUCUGUACUUUUUAUUGGAGAAAAGCACAACUUGGUUAAACUAUAGUUAAGUCGUUUGAAAAUUGAGUAUUGCUUGAGAUCACACACAAACAAUCAUGGAAAGACUUAUAAAUGCGACCACCUGUGGAGAACAGUCGAAGAUAUCCACCCACUGACAUGCUGCGUCCCACUUAAUAAAAUGUAAUGACGGUUUCCGCCCUCACGGGUGCGAUGUAGUCACGUUGUAGUUAGGAUAGUGACUACAGUAAAGUUCUCAAUCCAAGCUAGAUUUAACCCAGGAAUAUCGAUCUUCUUUUCCCGUCUAGAAAUCAGUCAGCGGUCUGGCAACGACAAUCGAUGUGGGGUAAUGUAAUAAAGAGACUCGCUUACGGACCCGCGGACUGUCACGCUUCCAAUUACCAGCAGCACUAUCAUCAUCUUUAUAAUUCACCCAUCACCCAUUAUAAUGGUAAUGACUUAAAAGAAAGUCUAACCUAACUGCUAUUUUAGGCGUGUUUGGGCUUGAAGGAUCCUUGAAUCACUUUUCAGAAAUUGUUUUAUUUAUCAAAAUAUCCAUAAAAACAAUUUUACAACAAAUAUCAAAGGCAUACAGAAUCCGUUUAUUUGUCACUGCAGAGAUACAGUACAAUUUGCAUUGUUUGCUAGCACAAGAACAGCAAUAACAGUAGGAUUCAACACAACAGUGCAAACAUAAAGGAAACAGAUAAUAAAGCAGUGGGGGAAAUGGACGUAAUAAAAUAGCCAGUCAGGGUUUGACAACAUGCCCCUUUAUUGGGUCAAUCUUUUGUAUAACCAUUUAUUUAAGCUGUAUGCUUACAAUAAAAAUAUACUUUCAAAAAUAACCUCUCUCUGAAAAACAUUCAGUAGAGGAGGAAAAAAAAAAAAAAAAAGCUACCACUGAUAUCUUACUAUGCUAACAAGCCAAUAAAAUAACACUCACACAUUUAAACUUUACUUGCUUCACACAGCCAAUGAAAUACAUUUCAGUGUUUAAUGUAACUGGCCACAUGCUUACAAAGUAAAGGUUCUUUGUCUUUGUGAAGAGAGGUCUCAUUUGUCACCACAACACAGGCUUUGAAGUUUGAACUAUAGUAGUAUCCUACUGUAUGUUUUAAACAUUCAGAAGUAGUCCAUCAAUGACCAGUCAAAGGAGUGAUGAGGAUCUUGCAGCACCAUGAUAUUUCUUAACAAAAUGAUUGUUAUAUGAUACUAAUCAAAAUGCACUCAAACAGAUUUCAAUUUUGCAUGCUGUUAAAAAUAAAUAAAUAAAAUAAAAUAAUCAUUCCACAUUGUUAUCUUUAAAUACACACCAACAGGACAAAUAUCUACAGCUGGACGAGAGGGUGGCUUUCACACAAUGUAAAUGGUAAAUUAUGAUAAAUACAAAUGUGUUCAAAGUGCACAUAAAUCAACAGUAUGUCUGCUCUGUCACAGAAGAUGUUGAGGAAGAAUAUGAAAUAUGUGCUGCCCAUCAUCAAGCUGUCCAAGAAGCAAAAUGUAUCUUACAGUAACUGGUUACAGUGUGAAGCAGGAUUACAUUUGCACAGAAGAAAAUCUGAGUGAAGAUCAAAGAGCAGCCGGAGCAGGUUAUGGAGUGAAAAGGCUGGACCUAUGGAGGACCCUCUACAUUUAAAUAUAUGUGAAUAUACACUCACUGGCCACUUUCUUAGGUACACCUGUACAUCUACUUAUUCAUGCA